AUGUCAUCCAACGUCGGCCUAACCACGCCCCGCGGCUCCGGCACCUCCGGCUACGUGCAGCGCAACCUCUCGCACCUCAAGCCACGCGACAACAUCGCGCCCUACCCAAAGGACUACGACUCGUUCAAGACAUACAAGCAGCGGCAGCCCGACAAGGAGAUCCUGGAGCACGACCGCAAGCGCGAGGUGGAGGUCAAGUGUUUGGAGCUCAGGGAUAAGCUCGAGGAUGAGGAGGUCGACGAGGAGGAGAUCGAGAGACAGGUCGAUGAGCUCCGCGUGAAGCUGCUGGAUGAGAUGAAGAGGGGUGCCGGCGGUGUCAAUGCCAGGGGUCUCAAGCCGCACCAGGUGCAUGAGCUGGCGGCCGCGAAGCUUGCGGAGAGCGAGAGACUGAGGAAUGCGCUGAAGAUUUCGGCGGAUUAUGAGGAGGGCAGCCAUUGGAGGAAGCAGAGCGAGAAGAAGGAGAGGAAACGGGAGAUGAGGGAGAGCGAGUAUGCGAGCCGGAAGGAGAGGGACGAGAGCCCGUAG
This is a messenger RNA of Morchella importuna, 525 nucleotides long. RefSeq lists its product as uncharacterized. The coding region runs from base 1 to 525 and encodes 174 amino acids. The transcript is spliced from 3 exons. Lineage: Eukaryota; Fungi; Ascomycota; Pezizomycetes; Pezizales; Morchellaceae. The record is from RefSeq and is a predicted model, not a curated record.